AUGCUCUCAAACUCAAAGUGUUGUCAAGUAAAUUAUGAUAGUGUUUUUAUUGAGAUUGACUUUGUAAGAUACGAACAUUUUAAAGACUUUUGCAAACAGAAGGAGGACCCAAAUGAUUACUUAACCUCAAGCUGGAACUUCAACAACAAAACAGAAGGUUUCAUAUGUAGAUUUAAUGGUGUUGAAUGUUGGCAUCCAGAUGAGAAUAAAGUACUAAAUCUCAAACUAUCCAGCUUCGGGUUGAAGGGUCAGUUUCCACAGGGACUUGUGAAUCGCUCUUCGAUGACAGGCUUAGACCUUUCAAUCAACGUGCUUUCAGGACCCAUCUCUGAAGAUAUAUCAAGUAUACUUUCGUAUGUUACCAACAUUGAUCUCUCUGGUAAUAAAUUUACUGGUGGAAUUCUGAUAGAUUUUGCAAACUGCACUUACCUGAAUACUCUUAAGCUUGACAACAACUUGUUAAGCGGUAAUAUCCCAAAAGAAUUUGCCAUGCUUAACAGGCUUAAAGUGAUUGGUUUUUCUGACAAUAACUUGUCAGGGCCAGUGCCAAUGUUCCAAAGUUUAGUAGUUUAUAAUUAUUCUAAUAACGAUGAACUUUGUGGAGGAGUGUCUUUGGCACCCUGCUCCGUUGGCAAGUUCCAUCAAGCAUUAAAGGGUGGCCUUAUUGUUGGUUUUGCAUUAUCAUUCACUUGUUAUAUCGUGGUUGCUUUUCACAUCUCCUACUCCAACGGUGUACCUCACAUGCAAUUAAAGAAGAAAAAGAAUAUAAACAGACGCCUAAACAAAGCUAAAGAGCUAGGCAAAUAUAUUUAUUCCAUUACAAGCAAGACCACAUAA
Messenger RNA from Medicago truncatula (barrel medic), 837 nucleotides. RefSeq names its product probably inactive leucine-rich repeat receptor-like protein kinase At5g48380. NCBI's taxonomy places the organism in Eukaryota, Viridiplantae, Streptophyta, Magnoliopsida, Fabales, Fabaceae. The record is from RefSeq and is a predicted model, not a curated record. The transcript has a single exon. The coding region runs from base 1 to 837 and encodes 278 amino acids. Gene Ontology annotation, molecular function: protein binding.